Molecule: messenger RNA, 4747 nt
Organism: Salvelinus fontinalis (brook trout)
Lineage: Eukaryota; Metazoa; Chordata; Actinopteri; Salmoniformes; Salmonidae
Product: dynein axonemal heavy chain 6-like
Exons: 31
Biological process (GO): microtubule-based movement
Cellular component (GO): dynein complex
Molecular function (GO): dynein intermediate chain binding; dynein light intermediate chain binding; ATP binding
Source: RefSeq, a predicted model, not a curated record
GUGGAGGAGAAGACGUGUGGUGACGGCCCUGGUCUGGAGGCCAUGUUAGAGGAUGAUAAACACCUCCUGAACAUCGUCCUCGACAUCAAGCAAUUGCUCCAGUUUGCGUUUGACUCGGCCAGCGUGUACGCGCGCACCUUCGAGAGCUUCCGCGUCUUCUACAGAGAGAAUGAGAGUCUGGACCUGGACGCGCUCAGAGAUCAAGAUCACGGAGUGGCGUUCUUCGCUGAGAGUCUGGAGAAGUACCACGGCGAACAUAAAGAGGCCCUGGCCAUCAAACAGAAGAGACACCUGGGCCUGCUGCUGGUAGACACCACUCUGCUGAAAGAGAAGCUCAUCCCCUCACCACUACGCUGUCUGGAGGCCAUCAAUGACAUGCUCCCCCUGCUGGCCAAGAGAAAGAUCGACGCCAUCAUCGCUGAGGCGCAGGAUGCCCAGUUCAAACUGGAGUUCAUCCCCUCUGCAACUACAGAGUUCGUCAACUCCCUCACCUUCCUAGAGGAGAUACAGGAGCGGAUGGAGUGGUUGGACGAGCAGACGGAGACCGUGUCCCAGAUGUACAAGCUGAUAGACUCCUACUCCGUGCCCAGCCCUCCUGAGGACUUUGCCGUCUACGCCACCCUGAAACCCUCAGUCACCGCCGUACGCAACGCCAUCGACAAGGCCGUGGGAGAGAAGGACGCCAACGUGGACAAGUUCUGUAUCCACCUCCAACGGGACAUCACCGACCUCAACAAGGAGGUCAAGAGGGUCAAACAGCAGGCUCAGAACAAUCAGAUCAUGGACAUCAACGCUGAGCGUCCCAAGGUCCGUCUGCUGCUGGAGGAGGUCCAGGUCUCCAUAGACGAGCUGCAGACCCAGGCCUUCCAGUACAAGUCUUUCCAGAAGAACUUCAAGGUGGAGGUGACUAAGUACGAGGCGUUAGAGGAGCUGAGUGCGGAGGUGAAACUGAAACAGCUGCUGUGGGACUCUCUGGAGGAGUGGGACGCCCUGCAGGCCGGCUGGAUGGAGUGUAAGUUUGAGGAGUUGGACCCAGAGACUCUGAGUGCCCAGGUCAAUAAGUAUGCCAAGUGUGUGAACCAGCUGGAGAAAGGCCUGCCACCCAACAGUGUGGUUCCACGACUCAAAGAGCACGUUGAGGGCAUGAGGGAGAAGCUCCCAGUGAUCACAGACCUGCGUAACCCGUGUCUAAAGGGCAGACACUGGGAGAUUCUGGAGGCCAUCAUAGAGGCCAGUCUCCUGGAGGAACCUCAAACUCUGGCCUCUCUAGAGGAACUCAACAUCUUCAGCUACAGCGAAGCGAUACAGGAGGUGUCAGGACAGGCUUCAGGAGAGGCAUCACUGGAGACCAUCCUUAAAAAGGUUGAGGAUUCCUGGAAGACCACGGAGUUUCCGGUUCUCUCCCACCGGGAGUCUAAAGACCUGUUCAUCCUGGGAGGAACUGAUGACAUUCAGGUGCUGCUGGAUGACAGUACCAUCAACAUGGCCACGGUGGCGUCCUCUCGCUACGUCGGCCCCAUCAAGACCAGAGUAGACGAGUGGCAGAGGCAGCUAAACCUCUUCAGCCAGACACUGGAAGAGUGGCUGACGUGUCAGCGUAACUGGCUGUACCUGGAGAGUAUCUUCAGUGCGCCAGACAUCCAGAGACAGCUUCCUGCUGAGGCCAAGAUGUUCCUCCAGGUGGACAAGUCCUGGAAGGAGAUUAUGAGGAAGGUCAACAGGCUUCCCAAUGCUCUGAGGGCUGCUACACAGCCAGGUCUGCUGGAGAUGUUCCAGAACAACAACGCCCUGCUAGACCAGAUCCAGAAGUGUCUGGAGGCCUACCUGGAGUCCAAGAGAGUCAUCUUCCCCAGGUUCUACUUCCUGUCCAACGAUGAGCUCCUGGAGAUCUUGGCUCAGACCAGGAACCCCCAGGCCGUUCAGCCCCACCUCAGGAAGUGUUUUGAUGCUAUCGCCCGCCUGGAGUUCGCCCUGCUGCCCCCUCCGCCCCCCGGCGCCAUGACAACGCAGCCUGCAGACGGAGAGCAGGAGAAGGUCUACAGCAACGACAUUCUGGCCAUGGUCUCACCUGAAGGAGAGAAGGUGGGCCUGGCUAAAGGUCUGAAGGCGCGUGGUAACGUAGAGGACUGGCUGGGGAAAGUAGAGGAAGCCAUGUUCUCUUCCCUCCGUCGCCUCAGCAAGGCCUCCAUCGCUGACUACCAGAGCAAAGAACGAGAGGAGUGGGUGGUGGCUGGACACCCCUCACAGGUGGUGCUAACCAUCAGUCAGUUGAUGUGGUGCAGAGACCUGGAUGGCUGUCUGGAGGGAGACCACGACCACUUCAUGGCCCUGCAGGACUUUGAAUAUGUCAACAUUGAUAGGCUGAAUGCCCUGGCAGCCCUGGUUCGAGGCCAGCUCCCCAACCUGCACCGUAACAUCAUCACAGCUCUCAUCACCGUAGACGUGCACGCCAGGGACAUUGUCACAGACCUCGUGGCCCGGAAGGUUGACUCCAGCAGUAACUUUGAGUGGCAGAGGCAGCUGCGUUACUACUGGGACUUGGAUCUAGAUAACUGUGUGGCCAGGAUGGCUCUGUCCACCUACAUCUAUGGAUAUGAAUACCUGGGGGCCUGCCCUCGCCUCGUCAUCACCCCACUCACGGAUCGUUGCUACCUGUGUCUGAUGGGGGCUCUUCAGUUAGACCUUGGUGGGGCUCCAGCAGGACCAGCUGGUACAGGGAAGACGGAGACCACUAAGGACCUGGCCAAGGCUCUGUCCAUCCAGUGUGUUGUCUUCAACUGUUCUGAUGGUCUGGACUACAAGAUGAUGGGGAAGUUCUUCAGUGGUCUGGCCCAAUCAGGGGCCUGGUGCUGUUUUGAUGAGUUUAACCGCAUCGACAUCGAGGUGCUGUCUGUCAUCGCCCAGCAACUCAUUACUAUCCGCAAUGCCAAGAUGGCCAAGCUGUCCAGGUUCAUGUUUGAGGGCAGAGAGAUCAAGCUGGUGAUGACAUGUGCUGCCUUCAUCACUAUGAACCCAGGCUACGCUGGACGCACUGAGCUCCCUGACAACCUCAAAGCCCUGUUCAGACCCAUAGCCAUGAUGGUGCCCAACUAUGCCCUGAUCGCUGAGGUGAUCCUCUACUCUGAGGGUUUUGAGUCCAGUAAGACGCUGGCCCGUAAGAUGACCCAGAUGUACAAGCUGUGUUCUGAGCAGCUUUCCCAACAGGACCACUACGACUUCGGCAUGAGGGCCGUCAAGUCUGUCCUCGUCAUGGCAGGCUCUCUGAAGAGAGAGAACCCCCACCUGAGUGAAGACGUGGUUCUGAUCAGGGCUCUGAGAGACUCCAAUCUGCCCAAGUUCCUCACAGACGAUGCCGCGCUCUUUGGUGGCAUCAUGUCUGACCUGUUCCCUGGCGUGUCCAUCCCUGAACAUGACUACGGUGUUCUCCAAACCACCAUCCUGGAGUCUCUAGUGAAACGCAACCUGCAGCCCCUACCCAGCAUGACCAACAAGGUGAUCCAGCUGUAUGAGACCAUGAUAGUACGUCACGGUGUGAUGUUGGUGGGUCCUACAGGUGGAGGGAAGACCACGGUCUACACCAUCCUGUCUGAUACCUUAGAUACCCUGUGGCAGGCUGGCCACGGGAAACACAACCCCUUCUACCUCCCUGUCAAGACAUACGUCCUCAACCCCAAGUCUGUCACCAUGGGAGAGCUCUACGGAGAGGUGAACAUAUUGACCCUGGAGUGGCGUGACGGCCUGAUGGCGCUCAGCGUGCGAGCGGCCUGCAACGACACCAGCGAUGACCACAAGUGGAUCGUGUCGGACGGUCCGGUGGACGCGCUGUGGAUCGAGAACAUGAACACGGUCCUGGACGAUAACAAGAUGCUGUGUCUGGCCAACAGCGAACGCAUCAAACUGACCCCGUCUAUACACAUGGUGUUUGAGGUCCAGGACUUAUCGGUGGCGUCCCCAGCCACGGUGAGUCGCUGUGGGAUGGUCUACAUCGACUCUAACGAACUCAAAUGGAUGCCCUAUGUCCAGACCUGGAUCACUGGCCUGGCUAAAAAGCUUCCUGAAGCGGUGUGUGUGUACCUGUUGGCGUUGUUUGAGCAGUACGUGGAGAAGGGUCUUCAGUUUGUGUGGAAGCGUUGUGUCCAGGCCAUGGGCCAAGUGGACAUCAGUAAGGUCACUACCCUCUGCUGCCUUUUGGAGGCGCUGCUGCUGGGAGACGGAAGACCAGACCUCAAGAUGGAAGCUAAGCACCUGAACAGUGUGUUGUGUCAGACGUUUGUGUUCUGCUACCUGUGGUCUGUGGGGGGUAACCUGACUGACAGCCACUGGGAUGCCUUCGACAGCUUCGUCAGACAACAGUUUGAGGACAAUAAUGACGCCAAGCUGCCCAGCUCGGGGGACCUGUGGAGUGUGUUCAUGGACUUCAACCACAAGCGUCUAGAGCCGUGGGAGAGGAUCAUCCCCUCCUUUAGGUACAACAAGGAACUGCCCUUCUUUGAGAUGUUGGUUCCCACCACCGACACGGUGCGUUAUGGCUUCCUGAUGGAGAAACUGCUGUCUGUAGGACACUCUGUUCUCUUCACCGGCAUCACCGGAGUAGGAAAGUCUGUGGUGGCCCGUGGUCUUCUGAACAGUGUCCAGGAGAAGGGAGGCUAUGUUCCCGUCUAUAUCAACUUCUCAGCCCAGACCACCUCGGCCAGAACACAGGAGAUGAUCGAGUCCAAACUGGAGAAGAAGAGGAAGAACAUUCUGG